UUGACAGACACCGCUUGGCAUCACUGUUUUCUUCAACGCUCGACGGAACCAAAACGUGGGCAGGCCUCCUGUUGCUGGAAUGCAGACUACGAAGGCGCAAACAUAUUCGGGUGUCGAAAUCCCCUCUCCUGUACCGCUGACAGCGCUGUUUUCGAGUCACAUGCAGCCUUGAGUGAGCGUACGCGGAGCAGACACAGGAGAGUCCUGAUGGCGACAUCAAUGCCGACCGGCUACCGGCAGAAUGCGCCCCGACCACAAUGGCACCAAGCGUCCCUCGGGGAUCCGAUGCCUCGAUGCGACUCGUACAGAAGGUGGAAGCUAAAUCUUGUCUCGGUGCUUCAGGUGUUCUGGGAUCCGCCAUCCGAGAUGCCUUCAACGCCGCAAAUACGGAACUACUCAGCCUCUCUCACACGCGAUCUGGCGAUAACCUGACGCAGCUGGACCUUCUCGACUUUCCUGCAGUAGAAAAGGUCUUUGGGGAGUUUAAACCAGACUGGGUGAUUCAUUGCGCAGCGGAACGUCGACCAGACGUCGCAGAGAAAGAUCCUGAAGCAGCCCGCAAACUAAACGCUGCAGUGCCCUUGCACCUAGCAAAGCUCUCCAAGACCCUGGGCUUCACUCUUGUGUACAUCUCCACCGACUACGUGUUUGACGGAACGGCUCCACCGUAUUUCCCGACUUCGAAGCCUCACCCGCUGCAAUUGUACGGCGAGACUAAGCUUGCUGGAGAAGAGGCUGUUCGAGACGGGAACUCCGUCAUUCUGCGCGUCCCCGUCCUCUAUGGACCGGCACCAAACAACUCGGACAGUGCUGUGAACAUCCUUCUCGAUGUGGUCCAGGAUCAAUCGGGCAAGACAUACAAGAUGGAUCACUUCGCAACCCGAUACCCCACCAACGUCAUCGAUAUUGCCAACUUUCUCGCGAGAUUGACGGGCGAGUUCUCCCUGCCCGAGCCUCUUCCUGCCAUCAUCCACUAUUCCGGCGCGGAACCAUUCACGAAAUACGAGAUGUGUCUCAUCUUCAGCAAGAUCCUCGGCGUUCCUCACGCCCAUAUCAUCCCAGAUGCGGAGCCUCCUAGUGGAGCUGGAGCGACAACGCGACCUCGCAACUGCCAGCUGGACACCGCAGCGACGGAGGACCUGGGACUGGAAGAUGGACUCGGGCUCUCCCUGUUCGAAGAGUGGUGGACUGUGCAUUUGAAGAAAUGA
Molecule: messenger RNA, 1208 nt
Organism: Mycena citricolor
Lineage: Eukaryota; Fungi; Basidiomycota; Agaricomycetes; Agaricales; Mycenaceae
Source: the annotation of a GenBank genome assembly